AUGUCCCUCCAGCUCCUCCCCUCCAGGGCUUCCGCGCUUCCCGCCACAUUCAAACCUACCCCCUGUCUCUCGUCGCGAAACCUCCGUUGGCGACCGGUUCACUGGAAUGUGCGUCCUCCGCAUCCCUGGCGCCGGCGCCGGCGGGUGGCGGUGGUUUCUUUCGCUGGAGAGGAAGUGGACGCCUUCACGGAGUACUCGGGUUACCUCUUCGAGGGCGGCGCGUCCGAGGCGGACCUGCUGGAGAAGUAUGACCUGGAGGCAAUCGCUUCGAUCUACAGGCGGAAGCCGCUCGUGGUACUCCGGAGGCUUGUGCAGAUCGGGACCACGUUCGGGAAGUGGUUCGCGGUCAGGUACCUUGAUGGUCUCAUGGAACGAUCCGACGAAAUGUUCAAGGUGAGGGGGUUCUUGUCAUGGCCUUGAUCAAUCUUUCCAGGGCAUUAUUAUAGUUUACAUCUUGGCACUCCCAUUCAUUGAAUUUAGUGCAGUGUUAGGAAUGCACGGAUUAUUAAUUCUAUUAAAUUGCAUAGGCCGUAACCAAUCAUUACUGAAAGUGCGCUAAGCUCAGUUUUGCGAAACCUGCACUCGUUCAAUGCUACAUUUCAUCUGGUUGCGCUGUUUGUCUAGGUUAUUGACAUCUGAAGUUCAUCACUAACUUCCGUCUCUAAGAGAGGAUGUUUUAAGUGUUGCGUAAUCAAUGUUGCUCACCAUAGUUGGUUAGAGGUCAGAAGACCCUUAACUUUCUGUGUAUGUCCCGUGAAGACGUAUUUCAUACUUGGCGUGGCUUUCUAUCACUUUUGGAAGAUGCUAAAGCAUAAGUGGGAUCCGAGAACGAAUUUUCUAGACAAUUAGGUUUCUUUGAAUCAAAAAGUGUCCAGCACUCAGCUGUAGUUAUGUAGAGUACUUAAAGGUGAUCCAUAAUGUAUGAUUGGGGGUCAUGAAAAUAAAUUAUUUCCAAUGGAUCCAUGAUAUUUGAUAGGAGCCCGACAAAUUCAUUGCACUACCUUGAUGUUCUGAAGAAGACCAUUUUCCUUUUUCGAAACUGUCACCAAGGGGGAAACAAGAACACUAGCAUCCUAGAGAUCCACAAUAUGUGAUCAUGUCAUAACGUUCGGAUUAUUAAGGCAGCUAACAUGGAGUUGAUGAACACGAAAUCACAAGGGAUAAUUUUCAUCAUGAGGCUACCAGGAACAUAUUAGGGCAUUGUAGGAAAGUGUUAUAGCUUUUGCAUAAUAUUCAGUUUUGUUGGAGAGCUUGAUAGCUGCCUUUCUGCUGGAUUGUUCUUGAUCGAAAAAAAUUUGAGAACUAUUGCCUCAAAUGGUACAAAGGAUCGUCAUGAAGCCAGCUUGUGUAAGUUGAUGAUGUUAAUGUGUAAGCUUUGGUGUCUUGAUCUCUCUAUUGAAGACACUACAAAGAAUCUUCAUGAAGAACAAAAGUCCACAUAGAGCUAGAUACUUCACUUGGCCAAGCCAGUGUUCUAUGAUGAUUCUGAUGGCUACGUUGUAACUCACCCUUCAAAUUUCAUCUAUGGUUAUCAUUUCUACGUCUUAAUCUAAAUACAACCAACUGAGAAAUGAGGUGAUAAAAUUCAAAUGAAUGCGGCCAUCUUAAAUGAUGACAGUCAUGCAUUUUCAAAUCAUCCCUAAUCUUUGCGUUUUAGUCUCCUUUAUGCUACUAAAACGACAAUCAAAUUAUAAUUUCUGGUUGCAACUGUUUCCCUGAUGCAACUAGAUUGAGCUUUAAUACAAUCUGAUGUUCUCUAAGUCGUAUUGGUUAAAUUUUUUUCUUGUUACAAGUUAUAAAAAUCAACAACUGCUCUUGAUCUUUGUAGGGAACUGCCUUGUUCACAUCAUUCUCCAAGAGCCUAAAUUCCUUUUGAUGUUUUUUCUUAAAAUAUAUUUUAUGGUUUAGCUGAAUAUAAUUUUAAGAGUUUCCUUGGUUUGCAUGCAGAUUAGAGCAGCAGAGCUUCGCAUGAUAUUAUCGAAGCUUGGUCCGGUAUGUUUCUGCGAGAGUUUUGCAUUUGACUAAAUCCACUUCUCGAUCCUGUCAAACACCAUUAACGAUUAUUCUCUGUUUUCGAAUCAUUGAUGCUGUUCAUAUGACUGUGCAAAGUUUAGAAUUCUCAUUAACAGUCAGUUGCUGUUGAGAAAAUAUCUGUUUUUUUUUUUUUUUAGUUUUUGAUGUUGACAUUGUAACCUUCAUUGAGUCUGUCUGUCGUCUAGGAUGUCUCCUAAAACGUCGUUAAAUGAUAUAUUAAUAUACUGGAAUUGAUCAGUAACUUUACUUUCUUGGUUUUAAUGCUAAGCUGUCUUUGUUGGGGAGUAGGCAUACGUGGGUAUUGCUUCUAUCUAAUAGUUUGUUUUGUAGGUUACAGAAAGGUUGUCGAUAUUGGUUUCCUUUGUUCUUUCAAUGCAGGAUUAGGAAAUCUGCUCAUCCUGGAUCAUCUUACAAUUUAUAAAGAAAGAUAGGUUUACAUAUAUGUUUAGUUAAAGGGGCUCAAUGCUCAUAGCUAUGAGGGUACUUAGUUAAUACUUGUAUUACUUUUUAGACAAUUAUUGAUAUUAUUUAUUUUCUUUUCUGACAGGCAUUUAUUAAAGUUGCUCAAGCUGUCUCUUCUCGACCGGUAACUUUAUAUCCAUUAUGUGUUCGCCCAUUAUUUUGAUUGCUAGCGGCUUAGAAAGCUAAAGAUUGUCUAACAAGAUGUUGAUGUUUUCUUGUAAACCUGCGAAUAAAUACCUAAUUUAUAUCAGCUUUCAUUGUAUAUUCUUUCUGGUAAUCUUGUAUUUGACUGCUCACUAUAUAGAUAUUAAAAUAGAGGGAAAACUGUUGGUUAGUAUUGUUCGCAAUAAGUAGGUCUUAGAAGUCUAUGAUUGGUUCAGGCUUUUGGAGAUCUACUAAAUGCUUAAUUACAUAGGUGAAAUCAGGAUGUGCACUGUGAUCGUUUCAUGUUUGUGUAAAAAUUGAAACAUAGGUAGAAAUAAAUGUCUCAUAGAGCAUGAAAAGUAGAGGACUUUUCAAACAUAUUGAAAAAAAAAGGUGGGUAACAUAAAAGGCAGCGAGCUGCCGAGUUUGGGGUGUUCAGUCUUUGGGGUUGACUCAUCUCUUCAGGAAACCUGUAUGAUAAUGAGAACUUCGUGUAGCUAGGAGCAUUAAAUUUGUAAAGAAGAUGAUGAACAAGAAAGAAGGGAGAGGUUAUUGAAUAGUGACAACAGAUGUGAGAGGAAAGGCACUCUUAUUAGAAGAAUCAGUAUGCCACUCACAAUGUAAGUGGGCAGGUGGGCACUAGGCAAUUUUAGGUGAUAAUCCAUUCCCGUACACUUGACAAGGCAAGGCGCUUAGAGGCAUGUAUGAGAUUCUUAUUUUCAGUAUUCUUAAAAAUUAAACAAAAUACAUGAUUUAUUAUGGAAUAGAAUGCUUCUACAUUGUAAAAAGUUUCUCUAACCGGUAGAAAACCACUCAAUUUAAAGCUUGUUCAGCUUUUUUAUUUUGAGAAAAAAAGGCUAUUAGGCUAUUAAAGCUUUUUAUCAAGCUCUAAAAAUAUGGUGUCUCUGUAACUAAAGCAAUCGGGUUUUGACUGUUAUGCCCCCAAUAAAUGUUACUUACUCCAAGAUAAGUAAGAGGCUGGGGAGUGUCUCUUGGGGAUUGAGUUGGGGGGAAUUUAGUACAUGUCCAGGAUGGAAGAAGGGAGGCUAUUAGGGCUAGAGACAAGAGGUGAGGGGGGAGAACAAUUGUUUUGUUUCAGGUGAUGGCAUCAUAGGAGAAAGCUAGCCCUGUUGAAUAGCUAACAUGAACUCAAGUGCUCUACGGUUUGCCCUUGGGGAACAUUUGGUGUGAUUCUACCUUUUUACUGCAGUAAAUCUCUAUUUUCUAUCUUGUGUGGUCCAAAAUCUUCUCAAUUGAUAUCAAAGUUAGAUUUUGAUGGUGUCAAAGACCAAUGAGGCAAGGUUUGAGCACUUGGAGAAGGAGAUGGAAGAGAUAAAUAUAGGGCUGCAGAGGCUCGAGCUUAAGGUGGAGUUAAAAUUUCUAUCAAAAUCAAGAAAUCCAUAGAAGAUUUACUUUGAUUUAUGACUCAAAUCCUAUGGACGCUGGAAAGGCAGUAGUGAAUAUGUCCAAAGUGCAAGAGGAUUGGAAACAAGAGGGAUGAAACACAUGGAGGACAGUGAAACGAGCACAAGGAUGUAAGGGAAGACUUUGGGUGAAGAAUACCAUUUACAAAAGCGGGAGAAAACGAAAUUAGUGCUCCAAUGUUCCAAAUUGGGGUGGAGAGGCUUGGUUUAAAGGGCGGUGGGCUUGGAAAGUAUCACAUCUCCAACAUGUUUCAUAAUGCUGAUGGAAGAUCUCCACCCAUUUCUGAUGAUGCAUUAAGACGAGCAAGGAGCCUUCUUGAUGACCACAAUAUGGAAAUAUUACAGAAUGAGAGUAGUACUAGCUAUUUAAUACCAUCAGUUACAAACAAUACUUUACAUGAUAUAUCAUAGAACAAGGAAAAUUUUCAUUUCAUCAAUAAUGAUUUAGAAAGUAGGAGAAACAUAUUUUAAAUACCCAUUCAGGAGUCAUCAUUGACCUUUGCUGCUCUGAAGGCUGAGUUUGCCCAAGGAAACAAAUUUAACAAUGAUGAUUUCAGUUUUGAGAGGAUCUAUAAGUUUGAUGGUAAAAUGUUCCACAUGCAAAAUAUGCCAAGGAUUCAUGAAACUUUAAGAGUUGAAAAUUUGAGAAUGGGACUGGAAUGACGGCCACUAUGGUCACCUUUGGUUAACAUCUCGAAUAAAGAAGUGCUAGUAUUCCAAAUCAGGUGCAUUUCUUUGGUGAGAAGAGAAGGCAAAGGAGAACGAGGUCCAUUUUUCUGUACAAAAGUCUGGGUUGUUCUAACUUAUCUAUUCUUUUGCAUGAAAUAUUUCCUUGAUGAAUACAAGUCAACCCCCAUCAUCCACCAAAGGAUGUUGCCAAAAGUUAAAGGUCAAGCAUAUAAAUCUAGACAAAGCAGCAAUCUAUGAAUUCAAGAUAGCAUUUGACUAUGAGGGUGUUGGAAUAGAUGUGCUUCAACAUCUCUUGAUUCAGCCCUGGUGCUUCAUCACUAAAAGUAGCCAAAGAGUGGGUACAAAAUCACUACAAAUGGAUAGCUUGGAAGCAACCUAACAAUCUUCGAAGCCACUUGGGACUCUAGGACUACAGUACAACAAAACUAGCCUGAAUUCACCUUGAAGACAAGGUGGAUGUCAGAAGGGAGAGUGAUGUAAGGCCCCCAAUAAAUGUAACUUACUCCAAGAGGAGUGAGAGGUUUGAGGGGUGUCAUGUGAGGGUUAAGUUUAGGGUAAUUUAAUAAAUGAUUAGGAUAGAAGAAGGUGGUUCUCAGGCCUGGAGACGAGAAGAGGAGGGUGAAGAACAAUUUUUUUGUUUUAGGUGCCAGGAUUGUAGGAGAAAGUUAGCCCUCUCGAACUCAAGUGCUUAGGGUUUACCCUUGGGGUACAUUUGUUGUGAUUCUACCUUUUUACUAUAGCUAAUCUCUAGUUUCUAUCAUCUGUGCUCUAGAAUCCACAUUUGGUGUGCUUUAUCAAGAAGUCAGAACUUAUUUCUUUCCUUCUCUCUACAAAAGAUUGAUGAUUCUGAGCUCGUGUCAUCACUGAUUUUCCAAUGUCAACACAAGCUAUAUUGGUUAACACAUGUAUUUUGACUUUUUUUUCCUUUGGGUCAGCACUUUGGUCUAGUGGGCCAAGAUGUACGGGUAUUGAUCUUUUCAAUUCAUUGGUUAACACUAGCAUUCCAAUUCAAAUUUCUACAAAUAAAACAACUUAUUUCUGCAUAUCUGCUCCUCUAACUUUAGGAGAUUAUUGCCUAUCUUAUUAGCUUUAUUUUCUAUGGAAUUUUUUAUUGAAAAAAGCUUCAUUUCCUUGCUUAAAAUCCUAUGCAAAAAUUUAACCCAAAUGGUGCAAACCAUCUACAGCCCAACUCAAGUGGGCUAGAGGCCUAGAAAGCAUGAAGACACACGUUGGCUCAACUCUGGCUCAAGUUGGCUCAAUAAAAAAUAUGGCCCGUAAUAACAUCUUAAAUACAUCCAAAUUUAUUUUUCCUACUUUUAAUUUCGUUUCCCGCUUUUAUCCAAUUCAAAUUAGUUUAAUGGACUGAAAUUCAAAAUUAAGGUGUCAUAAUAAUACAACUACCUUUUUAGGGAAAGUUUAACACAUUGUUUUGCCUAUUUAAAGGUCCCUCUUCAUCUUUAGUCCGCUUGUGGAUUCAAGAGGACCCUAUUGUUCAUUCAAAGAUGAGAUUUCAUAUCCACGCAGCUUAGGCUACAUCACCACAUAAGCACUAAAUUGCAGACUUUGAUAUCAUUAAAAUCAACUUGUUGAGUUCAGUAGAGACUUACAGAUGCUUACGUGCUAUAAGUUUUUUGAAGAAAGGGUCAUCAUUUUUAUAUGCUCCAAAAUGGGAGAUUGAGCUGUAAGUUUUUGUUAUAAGAAAAUAUUUUAUCCCUUGAUUUUGAAGGGACUAAAAUCUUAAUAUGUUAUGUACAGUGUUGGCACGUAUCAUGUAAAAGCUGUAUAGCAGGUUUUAUUUAUUGAGAACUCUACGAUACUUAAUGCAUUUGUGGUACCUACUGUCAUAAUAGUAAAGUGGAAUAAUCAUUGCAAAACUUAACUUGGAAUAUCAUGUAUAUUCUUGUCGAUAUUAAAUGUCCUUACAGAGAAAAACAAGUAUGUCUACUGGUUUCUCUAUGUUCCCAUAUAUUAAAAAUUGUGCAGAUUCGGUUCUCCUCUUCUCCUUUCUAUUUAUGGAAUUUCUGUUUUAAAACUCUUGCCAUCCCUAUGUUUCAGCGUAUGCUAUACCUGCUAUUGUUUCAUAUGGUCUUGUAAUUUUAUGGUCUUAGUCUGGAGCAAUUACUAACAUUUAGAUUCUUGUAGAAAUGAAUCAUCCUAAGACAGACCUCCGGUCACCUAGUGUAGAAAGACAAUUUGUUAUUCUCAUUUCAGACUAUAACUUGUGCAUUUAUGUAGUGCUUCCAUGUGCCUUUUCCUCCUAGCUAUUCUGAUUUACUAUGGGCAGUUGAAUUUGUUUCUAAUUUUACGUUUUUUUUGGUUCAGGCUAUAGAUAAGAAUUGUCAUCAAUCCUACGAAAAUGAUUGAAAUGAAUCUACAUAUUUGAUCCCAUAAUCCCUUUGAAGAAAGCAUCAUUUAAAGGAGUCUUUUUAUGGGAACAUGUUUGAUUCUUGAUUAUUUCAGUUAUUUUCUUUUUCGUCAGUUACAAUUACAUUUGUUUUGGUAGUGACAAACUCAAUUGAACGUUUGGUGCACUUCAUUUUAAUUUGUUACAUAUGCUUCUUCUAAAACCUGCAUUAGUCAUCCAGUUUUGAAAAUCUGCCGUGGAUGCACUUUCUGCUAGAUGAAUCCUCAAUUUUCAAAUCCCUUAAAUGGCAGUUGUCACAGCUUUUAUACUAGAACGUUCAUAUUUAUAGAACACUCUAUAUUAUGCAUUCCAUAAGAUUUAAUGCUGGUGCUCUUGGAUAGAAUUUUACACAAUUGGGAGCAUACCUGCUUAUAGAGGCUCCCCUUUAUAGGAUAUUAUCCCACCAACAUAUCUGGAAGAGCUAUCUCUUUUGCAAGACCGGAUAGCACCAUUUUCGACUGAAGUUGCUUUCGAUAUGAUAGAAGAAGAACUUGGGGUCCCAAUAGAUAUGCUCUUCUCUGAGAUUUCACCAGAGCCUGUUGCUGCCGCAUCUCUUGGUCAGGUUUGUAGUUUACUACGAAUCUGAGGUUUAACAAUUUUUCGUUUUCUGUUCAUCAUUCUGUUUUAAGGUAUCAAAGGUUAUGCUUCCCUUUAGGUUUAUCAAGCCAGGAUUAUACCUAGUGGGAAACUUGUUGCCGUCAAAGUACAGAGACCUGGAGUUCAGGCUGCCAUUUCGUUAGAUAUCUUCAUCCUAAGAUUUCUUGCUGGGCUACUUAAGAAAGCUGCCAAAUUGAAUACCAAUCUUCCGGUAAUUGUAUAUAUGGUUGAUUAGUGUUGAAUAGCAAACUAGGUUGGUGAACUUACAAUUUUUUAGUCCAUCUGGAAUAAGUUUCCGUUUGGUAUUCAAUUGAAUGCAAUGUAAAUAAUAUUUAAAUAAUCAAGGACGUUGACUUGCAGGCUGUUGUUGAUGAAUGGGCAUCUAGCCUUUUUCGGGUACGUAACUCUUCUCUUUGUUUACUUGUGAAUUUGGACUUUCCAGAAUUUUGUAUUGUUGGUCAUCUAGAUGUGAUGUUUCUUUUUUUUCAUAAAAAGGACGAAAUACCUACUUUGUUGAAAAUUGCUUUUAUUUUUGUAUCAUCAUGUCAUGAAAGAAAUAACUACUUUUUUGAGAUUUGCUUUUUUCUGUAUCAUUGUGUCAUGAAGUAUCAUCUGUGCAUCUGCACUUAGAUACUUUGUUAAAGUUUAAUAAACCUUUAUUUUUUGCAUGUACGCGUACUGAUGCAUUAUGCUGAAUGUGAUUUUUGUGGAAGAAUUGUGAUCGUCUAGAAAACUAGCCAGAAAAUUGUGAUCUUUCUUGUUGCAGUAGCUGCCUUUUGACGUUUAUGUUUUUCCAGUUAACUAAUAAUACAUCUGAUGUGAUCACCAUAUUAAAGGGCUUGAAAUACUGUGAUGUUUUCGUUUAAGUCAAUACAUCAGCCAAUUUCUUCCGACUAUAUUAUACAUAUAUAUAUGAAUUUUUAAAUGGGAUUUGGAGGAAAUUAAUUUGUGGAAUUUUAGCAUCGUAGCUCCCUUACUGGGUAAACUGGUGUGUUAGGUUCUGUAAUCAGCAGAUCUUGAGCCAAAGUUGCUUAAACUUGGAGCCCUAUAAUCAAUUUCUGUACAAUUUUAUAUCAAGUACAGUUGACAAUCCGACCAUACUGUAUUUGCAAGAAAUGGCAAUGAUUCUCUAAUGUUAAAUUAUCUCCUUGCAAGCUAUGUCCACCACUUUGACGGAUAUCCUUAUAUAUGUUGGUAACUGUACAUUCAUUGGCAGUGCAAGAUGUCUGUCUCAUCUUCUGUAAUUUUGAUUGCAUAGUCUCAAGGUAAACUGUCAUUGGUAUAUGUAAUUUGUAAAUGGUGCGACACCAGUAGAAAUGAUUAAGGAUGAAUGAGGAACUAACUCAAGAGUAUCAAAGAAUCUGUUAGAAGCUAAAUAUUUGAACAUCAUCAAAUAUUUAUUGGUAAUUUUAGUAGCAAGAAAAGGAGAAAUGGCGACCUUCUUCCUACUUGACAGCCAAGAGCUGGAAAAAGAUUUAGGUAUGCUAAUUGGUGCUAUGAUAUACAUUGCAAUUUCUCAAGAUAAAUUGAAAUGAUUAGAAUAAUUUGUGAUUAAUGUACUCCUAGACUGAAGUGAAGUAACAAAACGCUGCAAUUAGGGCAGCUAUGUUUUAGAGCACAGAGAGUUAAACUGUUAAGAAGAACUAUAAUGACACUAUGACAGAGGUUGAAACAUCUAUGGAUCUGCAGAGAUACAAUAUGUGAUAGCAUUUCAAAUUACUGUUACCCUAGUGACGGUAGGUCAUAGGACUAGCAACAGUAGUGGAUGGAAUCUAUAAAAGUCAUUUGACAUGGAGUCGAAACAUAAAAAAAUCAGGAAAGAAAAGAAAUUUGAUGGAUACUGUCUGUUGUGAAAUAUGGCCAUAAAUUCUUAGUCUGGACGGAGAAAAAAGGAAAGGAAAACUUGGAUGGAGGCAUUUACUAGUGUUGAAUCACUGAUUAAAUAGUCUCUCAACCCUAAUCAGUUAUGAUUUUGUGAAUGACGAUGGUGGUAUUAUCACUAAAGGAUUUUUUUUUUUCACUUUGUUUCAGUCAUUGCACAUAGUCAAUACUUUGGUGUUUGUUUAACGACUGAAUAUAAUUUUUCUUUCUGAAGCAUGUUGUUUUAUAAGAACUUGGAAUGAUGCUACUUGGGGAAAAAAAAUUAUUGUACACUUUAUUAUUCUAAAUGUAAUUAUUUUGAAGGGAAGGUUUCUAUAAGCAACAUGUUGUCUUUUGUUCUGUGUUAAAAGUGGUGUUGAUUUUAGGGAUAUAUCUCAGUAUUAUGAUUAUGUCUUCAGCUUCUUCUAUCUUUCGAUUUCCCCCUUGUUUCCCUCUCUUCUUUGGCCCUAUCUUGUCUAGUUCAACUCUGCAGCACCAGCAUUCCUUUCUGCACCUGUGAAGUAGAACCAGCCGGCGUUUUUCCAGUAAUCUCCACUAGAUUAUCUUCUGCUGCCCCAAUGCAUGAGUGAGAUGAGUGCUAUGAUAUGGGCGAGUUCUUCCAGGGUGUCAGCACCAUUCCCUCUGAUUUUUUCUAUCAAAAUGAUGUUUUAAAUCAUUCGAAGUAGGACUUCUCACAUCUUUGAUUUAUUUAAGGUCCUCAAAUUCUCACUACCUACCUACCUAUGAAGAAAGUUCAAUAGCCAGUCACUAUUCCUGCCUAACACUUUCAAACUGACACAGUUUUACGGGAUGAAUCUUAUGAAUGACAUUUAUACCAAUUUUCGUAACGUCAUCGUUUUAAGGUUAAUUUAUCCCAGUCUACAAGCAUCAAUGGAUCCACAUUUGCCCCUGACAUCACUGUUUUAAUAUUGAUUUCUGGAAUGGAACAUGACCAUCAAUUAUGUUCGGUGUGGGUUCCUUGUACCGACAUUUGUUUAAUUUUCUGUGUUUAAUAUUCUAAUUGUGCAAUCAUUACUUCAUUCUGCAACAUGUUGGGUUCAUUCUUAGAGCUUCACAUUGAAUACAGGUGAAUCACAUUGAAUGCAGGAGAUGGAUUACAGGGAGGAAGGAAGAAAUGGACUCAGGUUCAGGUAUUCACCAAUACUGUAGUUUAUGCUCCCCUCUCAAAUCAAUUUUGACUUUGUGGAAUGAGCGCCUUCACUUUUAGAUUGAUAAGUUUUUAUGUUUCUCAUUUGUUGUACACAUACGAAAAUAUGAACAAAACUUUCCAUGAAUAAAUGGUAGAUUUUACUAUGAUCUAUGUAUGUUUCGGGAAUAAUUUUUAAAGCGCAAAUUCACCUCCAAGCAAACAGAAUUUAACACUUGAAUUCCUUGUGCGUGAGCUCCUCCAGUUACAUGUUUUUCAUGGAAACAUAUAGGGAAAAUCCCAUUGAAAAAAAUUGCUACUCUCUCACCCAGAAAAAAAAUAAAAAUUGAAGUUUUUGUCCUAUGUAUCUAUUUUCUUACGAUACAGACUCAAUUUUCAUCUGGACAUUUGUGGUUGAAUUCAAUUGUUAUCUCUCACUGAAUAUUUUUUUGAUUUGACUCUGAUCUAGACACUCUUGGGUUCAAUCUCCCCUCUCAGAUGCAACUGUGAGUUCCUUGGGGUUUCAGAUGCUUUAGAUAUGGGAUUUCGUAUGGCAUAGUUUCAGAUUUGGGUUCGUGUGGUUUUUUCUGAUAGAAUUUUAACGUUUUAGCUGGUGUUUUCGUGAUUUACUUCAUUGUUAUAAUCUUUUCAACUCCUUUCCACGGAAAUAUUUUUUUGUUAAUAUUUGCUUAUGGUUUUUUCGUGUGGUGAUUAUUGAUGCUUGGUAAUCUUUUUGGUAUUAGCAUGAAACUGAACGUAGUCAUCAUAGCCUUGCAUUAAGAAACCUGUAGUUACAGCAUAAAUCACAAAUCAUAUGAUGAGCUUCAUGUGUGUGUUGUUUUCCUAACAUUGUGUAUCCAUUUGAUGUUUUUCCUCGAGGUUUGUAUUUUUUGAUCUGUUGGGAAAUAUUAUUUCGGUGUAUAUCAUAUUUGUAGUAUGAUUUUGGGUCAGUGUUUACCUUAAUAUUUCAUUGUAAACCCACUAGGAAGCUCUACGGGAGCCUACAAGAUGUUUUCGUACCAGAAAUGUAUUUGGACAGAAGUAGCCGCCGAGUCCUUAUCAUGGAAUGGGUGGAAGUAUGUUCUUAUCUUAACUUUUUCUUCUAGAGAAAAAACACCCCAAAUCUAAAAAUGUUGUUUCUGAAGAAUGUAUUACACUCUGUAAGGUGCUCGCUCAUGCUUGUCCUGUUUCUGCAGGGACAGAAGCUAUCUGAAGUGAAAGACCUUUAUUUAGUUGAGGUUAAGUUUUCAAUUUCAAAUAAUAUAUCAGCUCGCAUUUAUCUUGCUUUCUUGCUUUCCAUUUUGUCUUUAAGGCAUAUGAGAUUCAUUUUCUCCAUAACAAGUAGAAAUCAAGAAAUAAGGUCGUGUUUUCCAGGUUCUUGACUGUUAUAUCCAUUUUUGGCGUUUAUCAGGUUGGAGUCUAUUGUUCACUUUCUCAGCUUCUAGACUAUGGAUUCUAUCAUGCAGAUCCACACCCUGGAAAUCUUCUUCGGACAACUGAUGGAAAAUUAGCCUAUUUAGGUACUGCUUUAAAAUUGUGUUUUCUACUCUUUUUCAGAUUGUAAAAUGACCAUUUUUUCUGUAUCUGGAGAAAACUUUAAAAUUUUAUUUAAAAAAUUAUAACUCCCUACUUUUUUUUCUUUAUAAGAGGUUUUCUCCAAUCCUUUUUGAAUUAUUCGUCUCCUUCCCAGCUGAACCAAAGAGAAAAAAUUACAAAAUCGUAAAUUUGUUAUCUAAAAUCUGUGCAGCUGUGCAUAUUUUUUAAUGUUUAUAAGUCAUGAUAAUGUUUUGUUAUUCUUAAAAACAGUAAACAAGUUUUUUUUUUGUUAUAUUUUAGAAGUUCAGCAGCAACAUAUGCAAAGUUUAUGCUUGUUUGUUGGUUUGUUUUCAUGACCAAAAAAUGUGUUAUAUGAUUGUAUAGAUGGGAACUAUGUGUUCUACAAGUGUGCUCUUGGUUGUUUUCUCUGUGAAACUAGUAUUUUAUCCUUUGAUAUGAUGAAUGAUAAAAUCAAUAUCAUUUUCGUGGUGGUUAGUAGAAAAUGAUUUUAUGUGGAUAAUGUUGUAAAUUGAUCUUGAUCGAGGUUUGUUCAACUUGGAGAAUGAAGGAAUCGAUCUUUAAAUCCUUCUCUUCCAGGAAGAUGAACUCAGCCGCCACUUCUUGGAGUAGGGUUACUGCAACCUAAUUAAUUCGUGAAUUCUCACGAUUUCCCUCUUAAAUACGGAUUACACGAGUUAUGGGCCAGGUUCAUUAAAUUAGUCUACAAGUGAAUCCCUUAAUAAUCUAAUGGAUCCAUUUAACAAGAGGAAUAAUGGGAAAGAAAAAAAUGCAAUCAAAAGAAAAACAAAUAGAAAGGGAAAUCAAAGAAAGUUCAACACCCCCUCUAAACUUGGGUAUGAAUGUUUUCCAUGCCCAACUUAGACACCAUCUUUUGAAAUAUUGGUCUCGUGAGUCCUUUUGUGAAUAUGUCAGCAACUUGUUUUCAUGUACUAACAUAUAUCAAAUCAACAUCUCCAGUUUCUACUUUUUCUUUGAUAAAAUAUCGAUCAAUCUCAAUCUAUUUAGUCCUAUCAUGUUGUACAAUAUUUUGGGCAAUAGCCAUUGCUGACUUGUUGUUGCAAAAUAGUUUGAUAUGAUUUGAUUGGUUGAUUCUCAGUUCAUUCAGCAGACCUUGAAUCUAUAAGCCUUCACAUAUCCCUUGGGCCAAUGCCCUGAACUCUACUUUGACACUAGAUCGUGCAACUACUUGUUGCUUCUUGUUCCUCUAGGUCACAAGGUUUCCACCAACAAAUCUACAAUAAUCAAAGGUUGAUUUAUGAUCCAUGAUAAACCCCUGUAUAAUCUACAUAUAUGUAGAUUUUAAUAGAUGUAUUUCCUCCUUUUGUGAAUAGAAUGCUUUGUCCUAUUAUUGUCUUUAAAUAUGCCAACACUCAAUAUGCUGCCUAUAGGUCUAUCUUCCUUGAGUCAUUCGUAUGUUGAUUGAGUACACUCACUGCAAAUGUUAUAUUUGGACGGGUAUGAUUUAGAUAUAUCAACUUUCUAAUCAACUGCUUAUAUGAGCCUUUGUCCACCUGACCGGAGUCCUUACAUUCUCCCAAACUCUGGUUGGGAUCAAUUAUGUGUUAGCAUGUUUACACUCCAAUUUUCCAAUCUAUUGAAGUAAAUCCAAAAUGUAUUUGUGCUGUGAAAGAAAUAUCCCUUCCUUUGAAUAUUGAACCUCAAUUCCCGAUAAAUAUUUUAGUCUUCGUAGAGAUUUGAUAUCAAAUUCUCUAAAUAGGUUUUGGCCAAGGCAUUUAAUCUCCUCAGUAUCAUCUACUGUUAUAAUAAUAUCAUCUGUAUACACAAUUUAGGUUGUAACCUUGUAUGGGGCACCGUCCUUAAUAAAGAGAGUGUGAUCCCUAUAACUUUGUACGUACUCAAAUCCCUUCAUAGCUUGAGUGAAUCUCCCAAACCAUGGUUGGGGCGAUUGUUUUAAAUCAUAUAGAAAUUUCUUCAACAUGCAAACAACAUUAUUUUGACAAGUAAAUGUGUAACUUUAAGAAAUGUAAACCUCCUCCUCCAAAUCUCCAUGAAGAAAUGUAUUUUUCAUGCCAAAUUGAUGCAUUUCCCAUCCUAGAUUUGCCAUCAAUGUUAUGAGUAUUCAGAUGGCAUUCAACUUUGCAACAAGAGCAAACGUCUCAAAAUAAUCAAUUCCAUAAGAUUGUGAAUUGCCUUUAGCCAUUUUUUGUGUGACAGAGCUUUUUCUAUUAUUUCAGGGAUAAUAAUUGUCUUCAGGUUCAUGAGAAAAGUCUUUUCUGACUGUGUUAACCUAUCAUAGGAUAAGUAGUUGGCCAUAGGGUAGAAUGGUUUCCCUGUACAACUUCUCUUCCCUUUGCAUAGAGCAAUGGGUCAAUCUAGUUACUUCUCAUCAUUGGUUCUAGUGAAUUAGUGAUCAUGUCCUUAGUCAAUAUUAUCAAUUUGGGAUACGUCUCUUGUACUUGGACUAGUUUCCUCUACUAGUUCCCUUUGCAAUGCAAGUAAAUCAUUCAUUUUUGUUGGUAUAUUUUGUGACUCCACUCUGGAUCAUCUCCUAUAUACGUGUCCUUAUGUGAUUCUAGGAAUUGGCAUUCUUGAAUCACAUUCAUUGUUAUCUUGUAACUCAACAUUAGUGAUCUGGUUCUUUGUCUCCUGUGGAUUUCUCAACCCAUAAAAUGAUUCCAACUCAUUAAAGGUUACACUAGCUGAGAUGAAGGAUUUCUUAGAAGCAGGAUGAUAACACUUAUAACCUUUCUGUGUAGUUGAGUACCCAAUAAAUAUACAAUUUAUAGAUCAUGGAUUAAGUUUACCCACUAGGUUGCCUUGGACAUGAACAUAAGCAGUGCAUCCUAAUACCCUUGGACAAAGGUGAGUCUUUAAUUUCACAUGAGGAUAGAAUCUACUCAACAAUUCCAUUGGGCUUUGAUAUUCCAAAGAUUUAGUUGGAAUCAAGUUGAUAAGGUAAGUACUAGAGAGAACAACUUCACCUCAACAUGGCCUCAGAACUUGUUUGUUGAAACAAAAGAGCUCUAGCUGUAUUCAGUAAGUGUCUAAUUUUUCUCUCAGCCAUCUCAUUUUUUUGGGGUGUAUUGACACAUGAUGACUCAUGAAUUCAUUACUUAGAAUGCUUACUUUGACCAUAAUAGGCAUAGUCUCAACAUUAUUUUGGUAAAAGAGUAUGCCUCAUUUAUAAGAUUAUUUUCCCUAUGAUGACAGUGUUGUUGUCGCAUUAAUUUAUUUUAUUCAGAUGUAUUAUAUAUUUUCCUUGAAAGUAAAUCUUUUUCCCAACAAGGGAAGAAAGGAUGUCCCUGGUAAUGCAUUACCUUGAACAAGGACACCUUGAAAUUAAACUUUGUUCUUUUUAUUCCAUUUGAUGAAGUAAUACGAAUUAAAAUUCUCGAAAAUUUGAUGAGGCGCGUAAAAUGCUAUGGCAUAUCAAGUUUGAUGAUUAGUUUAUGCAUUGUAAAACGAAAUAGAAACUUAGACCAACCAACCAGUAGGCUUUUUCUUAACCUUAAUGAUUAACUCAUAAAGAUGUAGUUGUGUAUCCCUUUGAGACCAAGAAAACAUAUAUAACCUUGUCUUAGCUCUGCUCUGACAAAAGAAAAAUAUUUCUGUAUGAUGAAGCACUUGGUUCUAGAUUUGAGUGGUUGUGUUCUAGAAAAUGUUUCAAUAAUGCCAACUGCAUUCUGUACAAAUUCAAGCAUUACUUUCCUUUUCUGUUCUGGUAUCUUUAUACCUGAUAAAUAUUAUUCCGUGUUGUUCUACUUUAAUUGUUGUAGAAAAUAUUCUCUUUGUCAUCAUUUCCGUUUAUAUCUCAAUUUAAUGACAGACCAAUUUUACAGAUUUCGGAAUGAUGGGUGAAUUUAAGCAAGAACUUCGAGAUGGUUUUAUUCAAGCUUGUGUUCAUCUUGUUAAUCGUGAUUUUGAUGAACUGGCAAAGGAUUUUGUUACGCUUGGGUAAGCACUUCAUAAAACUGCAUGGAAAUCUGAAUACUGAUUACUUGAAAUCGAUCAUAAAAGCAUGUAUGAGGUAUUAUCCACUGGAUGCUACUUUUAGCCAAAACAGUAGUUUUUGUUUUUACAAAUCAGUAUCAAUCGAAAUAAAAAAGUUUGGCAAUAAGUGGCCAGGUUCAUCUUUCCAAAUAAAAGAUAACCACAAAUUUUGAUUUAUUCUUUCCAAUAUGGGCCUAUUAUGACGUCCCGAACUUUUGGGUUUUGUCGUGCUGAAAAUAGAAAUGGGUUGUAUAUUGUUAAUGAGCAGCAAUCUGUGUAUCAACUAUUGAGUCAACCAAUUCAACCAUUUGGUGAUAAGUUGAGUAGGUUUACUUACAUAGACCACAUUUUAUUUAUCGUUAAAAUGGGGGAGCAUUGUAGUAGCUUUAAACUGUAAGAUUAAGCUUUGUGCUUGGGCUCACCUUUGAGGAGCAUUACAUUGUGUGGCCCACAUUUAAACAUGUGUAUUACCUAUUUUAUUGACAGUUGAAUUUUCGGACCAUAUUUCAUGCGUGACAGGUUUCUUCCUCCAACGGCGCAAAAAGAUGAAGUCACGAAAGCAUUGACAGGUUCUUAUCGAUUUUCAAUCUCCUGAGGUUGAUCAAUUACUUUUCCAGGCCGCAGUUGUUGUAUUUCUAUCUUGGUGAUCGUUCAACGAGAAUUCAUUAGAGACUUGAUUCUCUCCUCUUGAGGGGAUGGAGCUGGGUUAUCUUUUAUUCAUUGGUUAUUUGUUUUUAGGCGUCUUCCAAAAUGCUGUUAACAAAGGAGUCAGUAACAUAAGCUUUGGAGAUCUGUCAGGAAAUCUUGGGCGGACUAUGUAAGUCACUAAUGCAAAAAUCGUAAUUGCUGAAUUUUUUAUUUGGACAUUUAGUUUUCAACACUCUGAAUGUUACCUGCCUCUCUUAAAUAUAUGUCAGGUUUAGAGCUUAUUCCUCGUAUGAGGUUCUAAAGCUCUAAAUAUUGAUGGUGACCUUUAAAUUUCAGCUGUCCAACUAAUUGUGAAGCAUGGUUUGCUGAGUAAGUGUAACUCAGAAGAGGCAGAUCUGUUCUUAAAGCUUCCAAUUUCGAAUGCACGUUUAAAUGGACAGUGACACAACUGAAGUUUUGAAAGGGAAUCUAUUUUUCAGGGAUUUCAUUCACAAACUUAUAUGAGUCAAAACAAAGUCCGUCUAAGUCACAAUUAAGUCAACAUGGGCCAAGCAUACUUUCACUUUUCUUGUCACAAAAUCAUACAUGACAACGAUGGAUACGGAAAAAAAUUGGGUCAUGUUGACCCAAACCGACUAUCAUUCUAAGAAGAUUGUGUUUUGUGAAAGAUAAUAUUUCACACAAAUCUUCCAAAGCCAGGAUCAUAUUUCAGAGAUCCCUAUCCAAUAAAAAAUUACUUAUAGUAUACUAGAAAAAUGAUAAGUGCACAUCUCGGUUGGCUGAUAAAGAUAGAAAAAUUGACGCAUGAAUAUUCGUAAACUCAUGUCAGAACUACAACUCUGUUGUUUCAUAUCAUGAAUAUAGUUAUCCAAGUCUAGUUUGUGCUAGUGUGGGAAAGAUAGCCUGGGCAGAAUAAUUAUAAUAUUAGAUAUAACAAUGACCAGAUAUCUGUAUGAUCUUCUACUAUCCCAGUUGAUGUGAACUUUGCAGAAUUUAUACACCAGAUAUACAGACAUGUAUUAAUCGAGAAAAUAUUGUGACACAGCACCUCUCAGAGUAAUAUCAAAUAUUUGGUCAUAUCUUUCUGGAGAGAGAUACAUAGAAUGAUAGAUGAUAUUUUUUUCAAUCUAUUUCUGUUAUGCGUUAAUUUAUUUAUCAUUUUGUUUUGGCGCUGUUAGACAUGACUUGGUACUGUACAAAAAAAAAUUGCUUGCCAUACUGAUAAAUUUCUCCUGGUUUUUGUGCCUACAAAAGUUGUUCAUUAGUGAACAAGAGAUUGUUAUUCCUAAUUAUGACACCCAAGACUUGAGGGUCAGACCCUAAAAGUCGUGUUAGUGCCUGACAGCGGGUGUCACACCGUGGUUAGCGUGAGCUUGCUUUGCUUGCUCCACUAGUGCCAGCCUUGGUCGCCAGGGAUGUGUCACAGUUAGGCAGUGGGACAGCUAGAAUGUCAAAGACCCUAUUGUGGCACAAUUGCCGAUAACAUUUAGAAAAUACGUUUUGCCUCGCAACAUGACUUCAGUUAUCAGGCCCUCAGGGUCAUGGGGGUUAGAAGAGAUGGUAGGAUUUGGGGUCUGUGUAUUGUAUUUGUGAAAAUUCUCAGUUAAUCUGCAACGCUAUGGUCUUCUAUUUGAUGCUUGAGGAUAUAUAUAGUCUGAGCCUCUUGAUGAGGGAUUCUCUUUGGGAUAUGCCUCUGAAAGUCUACGCUUUUCUUUUUUUCAAAACGUCUACGUUUAAAAGAAGCUGCAUGUUUAAAUUCUGGUUUACCAAUGGAAUCCUUUUGGAAUUAAUUUCAGUCUUAUCAUUACCCUUGGAUUUUCAGGUACAAAUUCAAAUUUCAAAUACCCUCAUAUUUUUCUCUGGUCAUUAGAAGGUAACCAUUUAAUUAGUGAAGGCUUAAUGCUUCUUGGUUGAAAGAAACGUAAAAAUACCAAUGUCGGAAAAUUCAUGUCCUAUUCCUCUAUGCAAUUAUCUUCAUACUUGGAUGGUUAGCCUCUAGAAACAGGAUUUCAUAAGCCUUAAGUUAUUCUUAUCACCUUCAGCAGUGACAUUAGUUUUAUUUGCUGCCUUAUGAUUUAACAGCCUUGCUGUUUUGGAGGGCAUUGCAAUCGGUUUCAAUCCAGAAUACAAAGUUUUGGGUAGUUCAUACCCUUGGAUUGCGAGAAAAAUACUCACUGAUAGCUCACCUAAUCUUCGCUCGACACUGCAGACACUCCUGUAUAGUGUAAGUUCUCAGCCAUUCUGCCAGACCUCAUUUACUGUAGUUUUUUAAGUCCUAGUUUUCACAGACGGUAUUUCUCUGAAACUGAAACAAACAUUUCCUCUUUAGAAUGGAGCAUUCAGGAUUGAUCGUCUGGAAUCCUUAUUAACUGAGGUAAGAUUCCCGCACUGAGGUUUGUGUUGCGUCGUUUUUGGUCAUCUAAUACAAGAUACACAGAGGCUUCACUUCCUAUCCCAUUAUUAUUAUCCUCGUAUUAUUAGACCAUAACCAGUUAUACCAUCUAUAACUUAUAUACUUUUAAUUCGGUCAUUUUCCUCGUACGUUUCCACACAGAAGAGUAUUCAGUCCGUUGUCCCGUAUUUGACAGGGUUUUCGGCUCGAAAUCCUAAGUUUUUUUCUUUCCCAUCAUCUCGGUGGCAAGAAAUAGCGAAAGCACAUGAAGUUCCUCGGAUUUAAAUUUUUUGGUGACUAUCUGUCUAUAAAAUUUGAUGUUUUAAUGCUCGGAUGACUUCCUCUUCAUGGAUAUAGUUUCGUGAUUUGUAUGGCUGGCUCUAGAAUUUAAAUCCUACUCAUUGGAGCUGUCUAAUUUUUAAAAAAAUCUAAAAUUUGGACCCAGAAAGUUAAUGGGUGCUUCCUAAGGGGUAUAAAUUUAUUGUGCGAGGUGCAAUUUGUAAAAUUUUGUAAAGUUGAGGUCACUGAAGAGAGGACAUGUAAGUCAAAAUUAUUUAAGGUGUAAAACCACUUGGCUGAGGACUUUUUCUCUUGACUUGAAAAAAUGGUAUUUGUUGAGAGCUGCAAUUUUCUCAGAAAUAAAUGCCAUCCGUUUUGAUUUUUCACACUGUUGUAGUUCUCAUGGCUGUCACCGGUAAUCGAAAGUUACAAUAUUCAACGUUUUUUUUUGUUUUCGUCUUGAUGUGCCAGUCACUUCGUGCCAAGACAGAACAAACACUUGUGAGAGACGCAGUACAAGAGCCUGGUUCCAGGCUGGCCGCAAAGCAGAUAUUUUCUUUCACUCUUUCUGAUAAGGUAUCCAUAAAACCAGACGAAUUUCUAUGUAUUUUGAAAACUCAAAGCAGCGAAUACUUAUGUUUCAUUGCAGGGUGCCUUUGUGAGGGAAAUAAUUCUGGAAGAGAUGGUUAAGGUAACCAUUUGCUUUUUGGAGUGAUUGAUGAUGUGUAUCAUUUAUACAAAACCCAUGUGCCACGGGCCUCCAGAGCUUUCAUCAAAAAACCUUCCAUCGUAAGAUGAGAAUAUCUAACUGGCCCUUAACCGGUUCCCUAAUUGACGUAAUUAGUCUUAGGAUGUUCAUACUCUUUGUAGGGAUACCACAAGUGUCUCCUCUCCAUGACCAAAUCCGUUAACUGUCUAAAGAUUUAAGAACUCUUCUGAUUUUCUACUUUUUUGCUGUCUCCCCCACGCACAGGGACUUGAUGCCCUUGGGGUAGCUACGGUGGAUUCUGUCACAACCGCGGCAGCUUCAAGGUUGCCAUUUGUUGCACCUUUGUCAUCAUCGUUGAUGGCCGAGGAGGAUGUCGAAAACCUGAGAACUUUGCGCAGACUAUUGCUACUGCUGUCGAGGCUUCAGAAGAACGAAAGUUUGUCGGCAGUAAGUAGACCUCGCUAAAACCUAAUUAUUCAGUCAGCUUGAAUUAGACUGUUAUCGGCUAGUCAAAGAACAUUACCCAAUUGUUCUGAUCCUCCCUAGUUAUAAGAUAGUAAUUCACCUCACAAAUAUUCAUCUCUGGCGUCGUUUUAUUCUUACCUUUAUUUCUUUUGGGUCAUUUAUUUUGUGCUUCAAGGCUUUGGCAAGAUGCGGAAGGGAUCUGUGGAGAAGACCCACCUUCUUCUAUCACGUCUGAAAUCUAUGAAGGAAUUACAACUAUCACCUGUAGAUUUGAUAAUUAAAAUAAAUCUUAGUUACCGAAAUUAGGUGAAAAUUCUUGAUCAAAUUGAGAGAAUUGACGAUCCGCGAAAGGCUAGUUAAUGUAUGCUCAUCAAGACCCACCCCCUCUAUUUUCAGCUGAUGUGAAUUUGGUUUAAGUUUUUUUCUGCAAAUGGAUCAUGCUCUUCUAAAAACCCAACCUAGUGAAAGUCACUUACUCAUUCAUUACCUACAAUGAGGUGGUAUAUAGCUCAUAUCUUGGGAUCUCAUUGAUAAACUCUGAAUUUACGGACUCUUCGGAUCUUAGUAGCCCUUCUUGUCUGCAGGAUGUGAAAUUUGACAACCCGGAAGAGAAGAGAAAAAAAGCAGACCCUGAGGAGCCUCUGCAAAUCCUUAACCGGCUGACGUCCAUUCAGGAUUUUUUACCGGUGCUUUCCAUCAUUUCGGAGGUAAGAGCGCAGAAGCCAGACUAGCAUAUACUUUGUGGAGAUCAAAACAGGGAUUGAUUUUGUGUGGCAUCCUUGCACACGGUUACACUCCCAUUUCGUCAUAUCAUCGGAGUUUGAUGGCUGCGAUCUCCACCCCCAACCCUUUUGGUCUAAAUCUAUGCACUGUUUCUGCUCUGAUUUCUUUGAGACUCUGCCAUCCAUUGACUACCGUUCUAACAUUCUAUCGGGCUGGGCUGCCUUUGCAGCUCCCUUCGGAGUGCCAACAGCAGCUGCUGGGUGUGCCGGCCGACUUGCUGUCGAAGUUCGCCUCUCGGGCCAUCGCAAGAACCCUCAGGAGGCUGUUCGCUUGA
This is a messenger RNA of Spirodela intermedia, 21820 nucleotides long. Lineage: Eukaryota; Viridiplantae; Streptophyta; Magnoliopsida; Alismatales; Araceae. The record is from the annotation of a GenBank genome assembly.